Molecule: messenger RNA, 1879 nt
Organism: Ectocarpus siliculosus
Lineage: Eukaryota; Phaeophyceae; Ectocarpales; Ectocarpaceae
Source: the annotation of a GenBank genome assembly
AUGUGCGAGACCCCGCUGGCUGCUAAGUUUUUUCCGGGGGAUCCUCCGAACCACGGGAUGGACAAUCUCUGGCAGGAAGAGGCGCUGGACGAACUCAUCCGACGCAAGCUGGUGGAGAUGGGUCGCAAAACCGAAUACGAAGUGAAGCACAUGCACGUCCACAGCCUCCGAGACGCGCUGAGGGGCUUCGACAUUGUUGUACGAGGAGAGCUAGAGAGUGCAUCGAAGGAGAAGGCGGUAGCAAGGAAACAGGCCGACACCGAAGACGCCAAACAUGAUACCGCCAACAACGAGGAUGGUGCCCCGAAGACCGCGAUCAAGCAGCGCCAGGAUUCUCUCAAGAUUUACGGUGGGGAAGAAGGCCAACAGGACCGCGGGGAAAAGAUGAUGCCGAACCACCCGGAGUCUAGAGUGCAGACCAUCUGGGAGAUGAUGACAUGGAUCACGGCCCAUUCGCCCAAGCCCAUGGAAAACAUAUGGUACGAGUCGAAGGAGCUGAUGAUGACGCUGCACGAAAUCUCGGGACAGAACGCCAGGGGGGCCGUGUGGCCUUCAUUCCCUGGCAUCGAGAGUUGGUUUCGUAUCGCGAAAGACAUCGCUCGUCAGCGGGACUCGCCCCUUCUACUGAGCGUGUUCGAGUUCAAGCGGUUCGCGCUGCGAAUUGCGUCAUCGUCGGCCCUAUUAGCGUACAACCCUGGCGAGUACGACAAUUUAGUCACGUCGGUGUACAAUCUGGGGAUCUUGGCGCGGUGGACACACGGGUGGUCCGGGCGCCUGUCGUGCUACUCUGCCUUGUGGACGCCGGGCAACGUGGGCAUGGCGCUCCUGGGCGGGCUGACGCUGCUCGUGAUCCGCAAGAACGUCGUCACUGACUCUGUACGCUGCCUCCUUGUAGGCAUGGCGUCGGAUACCAUCAUGGGGCGGUAUUUGCCGGACAAGGUCCGCGCUGCCAGGACCAAAGAGCUCGCCUAUAGGUACUCCAACAACAAGGGCAAGACGUGCCGCGGCAGCGGCGUCAAGUGCGUGCGCAAGGCAUGUGUGAAGCUCGGGCUCCCGCCUUCGGCAAGCCAGCUCGACGGCGCGGUGGCGUUCGCGGUGGGGUGGGCAAUGGAGGCCAUCGAAGGCCUGCCGGGCAACCAGGCCCCAAGGGACGGUAUUUUAGCAUGAACAAGCAAUGUGGUGGCACUGGUUGGCUCGUGGAGUUGUGUGUUUGGGGGGAGGGGUCGGUGAUUGCAUCACUUUCGAGGACGUACACAUCGACUAUUAACACUUGUGGCGUAGAUGCUGAUCCACCGUUCCACCGUUGCAAACCCUACGCAAGGAUUCAAUUCUUGCGGAGCGCCAAUCACUGUUCUUGUGAAACGGCGGUCAAGAAGUUCUGACGAAAUGAAGGUGCAGUAGACAACGAUCGAAGAACUCGAUAGGAAAAGGAACGGAGUUGAUCAACGACUGCCAUAUCCGCACAUUGGGGUUAUUGCUUUCUUACGGACUUGUCUUUGUCGUUUGUUUGGUUGUGGUUUGUUUUUGAGGUGCCUGUUAGCCAGGUCGCGUUUUACCUGCGAACCCGGUGCCUGAGAGUCUCAGGAAAAACGUGCUUCUGGUCGCGUUUUAUCUGCGAACUGGGCACCAUGCACUGUUUCUAGAGAGGAGAGGCGCGUUGUUUUUCUGGAGGGUUAGAGGGUUGUAUUUGGAUUGCCGAUUGGCAUGGCAUUGGACUUUGAGCGGGACACUGCUAUAAUAGUUAUACCGCUGUCGAAAAACAUGGGGGGGGGACGUGAUACCAUGGUUCCCGCCGCGGAACAUCAAGCAGCGUUUCAACUAACAUGAGCUUAUUGGUAUUUGAUUAUUGGAUUGGGUUUUCGCUUGUUCUGGAAGGAUG